AUGCCCAUAACGCUGGCCCUCCUCGAGCAACAGAUGCGGCCCGUUGGCCGAUGUGGUGAGGAAAGACGGGAGGAUACGGAGAGACGUCUUCGGGUUGGUUACCGAGUGUUUGCUACCAACAUAUUAAUCACACUGCCCCUCUGUUGGCCUCCCCCUGCAUGCAGUGUCGAAGCAUAUGCGAGCACGGUGCAAGUUGUCACAGAAAAGUCCCCGUCGUAUAUUCUCUACCAACGAGCCGCCGGUUCUCUCUCCGUAUACCUCAUGUCAUCUAUGGCUGAUGCCCUGCAAAGGUGUCUGGCCAAUGUGCGUUUGGCGUUGGGAUAUACGGCAAAAUCCCAAGAAACCGCCGAGGGUUUUGUUCAUCGCACCGACGGUGUGCCGGUGGAAGUGAGGAAGCAAAAGCAAUGCUCCAGUUUUCCGAAACCCCAGGUAGGAUUGCCACCAGUGACGACGAGGAGUGGCUCGAGUGAGAACGAGGUCAUGAUGCCGCCAUCCGACGGGAAGCUCAGGCCCGCCCCUGACCUGAGCGUCCUCGUAGCACAGCUUGAGCUUGUCCUCGGGAAUCCAGAGGCAGCCGCGGCAGAUGAUGCUCAGAGACUUCGGGUUAGGCAACUUGCGAGAUCUGCUUCCACUGCGCUCGAGCAGCCCUUUGAGACCCUGCAAAGGAUCGUUCAUUCUCCGCUACCCCUGAUCACCACAAGGAUCGCGCAGGAGCACAAGAUACACUCGACCCUCGUCGCUGCCAACGAGCCCGUCAGCUUUCAAGCGCUCAAGAAAGCAAGUGGCCUGGAAGAAGAUCUUCUCGGAUCCAUUUUGGACUACCUGAGUACCCAAGAUAUGGUACAAAAAACCGAGCGUGGUAAAUAUGCCGCUACCAGGCUUUCACGCCUGAUGACAGCGCCCCUAUUCCAAGAUGCUGUCAUCCACUUCCACGACAGUUGCCUCCCCGGUUUUGCGGCACUCAACACAGUCUUGUGCUACCAGGAUAAAGCAUUGAAUGCAUUCCAGACCGGACAGCACUCCCGGCAGGACUAUUACACGUGGCUGGAGUCACAUCCCGUGCAGCGGGAUGCCUUUCAUCGUUUCAUGGAGGCCCAGUUUACCAGCUUGCCGACUUGGCUGACUGUUGUCGAUUUUGCCUUUGAGAUGGGCAAGGGCCUGACGGAUGAUGAUGUGGCCUUUGUCGACGUCGGUGGUGGGAAUGGUCAACAGUGUAGCGAGCUGAAGCAGAAGCUGCCUCAGCUCAGGGGUCGCGUCGUCCUCCAGGACCGACCUGAUGUACUCGUCAAGGCCACUCCCUUUGAUGGCGUGGAGAAGAUGAGUUACGACUACCUCACGGAACAACCCGUAAAAGGUGCUCGGGUCUACUACUUCCGCCAGAUACUGCACAACAACGAUGACGAGACCUGUAUCCGUAUUCUAGCGUCGCAGCUACCGGCCAUGGCACCAGACAGCGUCAUCGUCAUUGACGAUAAGACUUUGCCUGAUGACAAUCCGCCGCAGGGAACUCCGGGGAUCGAGUAUGUUGCUGGCUUGAGCAUUGCCAUGAAAGUCAUGUUCAAUUCCCGGGAGCGGCGCGAAUCGCACUGGCGCGAACUCCUCGGCCGAGCGGGCUUGGUGGUCAAGGAUAUACGAAGGUUUACGCGGUUCGAGGACUCGGUGAUUAUCGCUGCCAAACUCUGA
Drechmeria coniospora is the source of this 1683-nucleotide messenger RNA. Its product is annotated as sterigmatocystin 8-O-methyltransferase precursor. The coding region runs from base 1 to 1683 and encodes 560 amino acids. The transcript is spliced from 4 exons. Gene Ontology annotation, molecular function: O-methyltransferase activity. Lineage: Eukaryota; Fungi; Ascomycota; Sordariomycetes; Hypocreales; Ophiocordycipitaceae. The record is from RefSeq and is a predicted model, not a curated record.